GUGUUGAUAAUGUUUAUCUGAUAUAAGUCGUCUGGUUAUUGCUAGCUACAUAGAUAUGAUGAAGACGCUAACCUCGGUCAUCACUCUGCUGGCCACCUUAAGUCUCUCAAAAUGUCAGACGACAAAACCACACAUCCUGUUAAUAAUAGCAGACGAUUUUGGUUACAACGACAUCGGGUAUCAUGGUUCUGAGAUAAAGACGCCGAAUUUAGACAAGCUUGCGGGAGAAGGCGUUAAGCUGGAGAAUUACUACGUGCAGCCGAUAUGUACACCCACAAGAAGUCAACUCAUGUCUGGACGAUAUCAGAUACACACCGGUCUUCAGCACGGAGUCAUACGCCCUCCACAACCUAACGGUUUACCCCUAGACAGUGCAAUACUGCCACAGAAACUGAAGGAAGUGGGAUACUCAACACAUGCAGUAGGAAAAUGGCAUCUCGGGUUUUACAAGGAGGAGUAUCUGCCAACAAAUAGAGGAUUUGAUUCUCAUUUCGGAUACUUAACAGGAGCAGAAGACUACUUCAAACACGACCGCUGUUUUGGCGCCAUGUGUGGGACCGAUCUUCGUGACAACAUGAAUCCUGCUAAUUACACAGGAGUCUACUCUACACACUUGUUUGCCCAAAAAGCAGCAGAAGUAGUCAACAACCACAAUACAGACAAGCCCCUUUUCUUGUAUCUGCCUUUUCAAUCUGUACAUGGGCCAUUACAAGUUCCUGAACAGUACACAAAGCCUUAUAUGCACAUACAGGACAAACAGAGACGAACAUAUGCCGGGAUGGUUUCGGCAAUGGACGAAGCUAUUGGGAACUUGACUGAUGUGUUCAAGAAAAGGGAGAUGUGGAAUAACACGCUGAUGGUAUUCUCAACUGACAAUGGAGGUCAAAUUCAUGCCGGGGGAAACAACUUCCCUCUUCGCGGAUGGAAGGAUUCCUUGUGGGAGGGAGGAGUGCAUGGAGUAGGGUUUGUUCACGGCGAGAUGUUGAAGAGGAAAGGGUCGGUGUCACGAGACUUGAUUCACGUCUCUGAUUGGUUCCCAACUCUCAUUUCCAUGGUGGGAGGAACCUUGAACGGAACCAAACCAUUGGAUGGAAUGGACCAAUGGAAAACCAUAAGUGAAGGUUCAUCUCCUGGUCCAAGACAGUCCAUUCUUCACAACAUUGACCCUAUGUACCCGCCGGUGGGCCAGAGGGUGCCCAGCAGCCCAUUCGAUAACAGAAUACGGGCGGCGGUCAGAAUGGGCGACUGGAAACUGGUCACUGGAUUUCCAGGAAAUGGAAGUUGGGUUCCACCUCCUCAUAUGGAUUCCAUAACUUUAUCCAAAGACCCAGCUUCUAAGAACAUCUGGCUCUUCAACAUAACGGAAGACCCUAACGAACACGAUGACGUAUCAGGCACCUAUCAGCACGUAGUUAUAAACAUGUUGGAGUUGUUAGCCCAGUACAAUAAAACAGCUGUACCUUGUCGAUAUCCGGCCAUGGACAGCAAAGCUAAUCCAAAGUAUCAUGGUGGAUAUUGGGGACCAUGGGAAUAAAAUUUAACGAGCAAAAGCCUACACCCAUAUUGGAGCCAUUUUGUUAGAAGAUUUCAUCACAUCCAAAACUCUUCUUGACCUUGUGUCUUCUUCCUUUCUUUGGUUUCCAAAUGGGCUUAGUGUUCUGUUAUUUUAUUAUGCUGAGCGAUGGUUUGCGUAACUGUAAUGAUAUAAAUGCCCGAAUACUAAACGCUGUCAGUUUCUUCUAGAUUAGCAUUGUACAAACAUUUUAGAAGAACACCUGGCAUGCAAAAUACAUUUGUAGAAAGUUAAUUUAUAUAAGUUUAGAUUAAUAAAAUAUCAUUGAUGAA
Molecule: messenger RNA, 1845 nt
Organism: Magallana angulata
Lineage: Eukaryota; Metazoa; Mollusca; Bivalvia; Ostreida; Ostreidae
Product: arylsulfatase B-like
Exons: 8
Coding region: 56-1534 (492 amino acids)
Source: RefSeq, a predicted model, not a curated record